Messenger RNA from Racocetra fulgida, 1875 nucleotides. The record is from the annotation of a GenBank genome assembly. NCBI's taxonomy places the organism in Eukaryota, Fungi, Glomeromycota, Glomeromycetes, Diversisporales, Gigasporaceae.
AUGGAAACACCUGAUAGGGAACAAGUAAGGAAUAUGUUGACUGCACUGGGGCAAAAGCCUUCGGAAGAAAAAAUUAAUAGGUUCAUUAAAAUGUCCCAAGCCCAGCACAAAAAGGAGGCCCAAAAUCCUAAAAGACGACGAAAAAAAAUUAUCAAGCAAGCUAAAGGUUAUUUUGGCUCUAAACGAAAAUUAUUUAGAACGGUUAAAGAGCAAGUUAAUAAGUCAUUGGCUUACUCUACUCGGGAUCGAAAACAAUUAAAUGCAUUUGAAAAUGAUUAUCAAGUGCUGGUAAAAAAAAUCAAUCUCUCUCUUUUUACUUUGUCUAAAACCAAUCUCAACAUGGAGGAAAAGGAAAAAGUGUGGAACGGAUUAUUAGAGCAUACCAAGAAUAUUAUCAGGAGAGUGGAGGAAAUUUUAGAAAAGUUAGAAGGAGUGCGUUUUUCGCUUAAUGAAGUAGUGCUACAUGAGGAAAAAGAUAAUUUAAUUCAAGAAUAUCAUUUAUUAAUAAAAAAAUUACGAGAAGAAAAAGAAACUAUUCUCCGCCAAAAGGAAAAAAAGAAAAUAAUUAUUACUCCUCUCCGCCAAAAGGCAGUCAAAACCGGUUACUGUUAUUUUUGUGAUAUUAGUAUCGCCACCGAUUUUCCCUACAAAUUGAAAAUGGAGGAGCAAAAUACGCUGGGAAUUGAAAUUGUUGAAGGAGCCGCUUUCUGCUCCCAGGAGUGUUUGCUAAAUUAUUGUAAGGAGUAUAAGAACCGAGAAAAAAUGCGCCAAGAGGAAGAAAAAAAGAACAAAGAAAAAAUCGCUCGCGACCGACAAAUGAUUACGGAAAUUCAGGGACAAAUAGCCAAUUUGACCUCAAGAAUAAACCGAUUGGAGCAAAGAGAACGCGAAUUGGAAUUAUUGCCUGAAAGUUAUCAAGUAGAACGACCAGAAAAUACCGGUUUCUGGCGUCGCCUCGGCCAAAAACUUGGUUUAGUCAAAAAACCUAGCCCGCUGUCGCGGCUGGAAAGAGUGAGAAAAUUGAAAGGAGAAUUGAGUAUUCAAUUGGAAAAAACCGGAGAAAAAUUACAAAAAAGAACAAGAAAGAAAAAGGCUGGAGAAAAAAAACCUCCUAGAAAAAAAGAAAAGUUCCCAAAUAUUCAACCCGAAAAUAUACUCGUUGCCGAGUCUGUGGUCGGUCUAGAGUUAACAUUCGCCCAAUUUUCACAAAUAUUCCCCGAUAUUUUUCAAGCCAUCAAAAAUUAUCUCAAUAAUCACCCAGAGGAUUUUUUAUUAGGUCACGAAGUUCAUGAGAAUACUUCAGCAGGAGAUGAAGGGAGAAUAGAAAACAGAAACGGAAAUUUCAUUCAUCCUAAUGCUCUUACUGAGGAACAGUAUGAAGAACUAAAAAAUUUAAUUCCUACUGCUUGUAAAAUCAGGGGUUGUAGUAAUAAUUAUGUCAAAAAAUAUGUUCCUAUUGACGGUCGCUAUCAAACGGAUGCAGAUGUGAGAUUAGGAGAAAUGUUUGACCAAAAAUAUGAUGUAAGCUUAGAAAAUAAUAAAGAAUCUCAGGAAAAUAUUGAGGAAUUGUCUCAUCUUCCUUUGGACGAAGCAAAAAUUAAAGCCAAAAAGGAAAUUGAAACUCUGUUUGACCGCUACGGAGUUCAAGCCUCCCAACUAGAUACCAGGCUAUAUCUGGAAAACCUAACAGACAAUGAAAAAAUACAAAAAUUUGUUAAGAGCAUCAAAACCGCCAUUAUUCAGCAGAAUAAUAAAAAUAACCAAAGAGUUGCUAAUCUUCCCUUGGAUGAGGCUAAACAAACAACUCAAAAUGAAAUCCAGGAAUUACUACAAAGACACCAGAUAGAACUCAGUCGCUUAGACAAAGGCUUGUGA